Propithecus coquereli (Coquerel's sifaka) is the source of this 2128-nucleotide messenger RNA. RefSeq names its product G protein-coupled receptor 107 (gene GPR107). Gene Ontology annotation, cellular component: membrane; clathrin-coated vesicle; Golgi apparatus. The transcript has 18 exons. Gene Ontology annotation, molecular function: clathrin heavy chain binding. The coding region runs from base 166 to 1830 and encodes 554 amino acids. Gene Ontology annotation, biological process: clathrin-dependent endocytosis. The record is from RefSeq and is a predicted model, not a curated record. Lineage: Eukaryota; Metazoa; Chordata; Mammalia; Primates; Indriidae.
CAGCUUAGGCCCCUCGGCGACUUCUUGGCUCACACACUACGGUAAACCACCACAGGGUUAGCGGAACUAGCCGCCACACCCCCUCCCUUGGCCCUUCCGGCGGCCGUCGCCCUUUAACCCCGGAAGUGGGCGGGAGAGGAAGUGGCUGGUGAUGCUGGAGCAAACAUGGCCGCCCCGGCGCCAGUGGGCCUCUCGGGGUCCGGCUGUCUUCCGCUGGCCGCGGGACUCCAGCUGCUCCCGAUGCUGGGGCUGCUGCAGCUUCUGGCCGAGCCCAGCCUGGGCCGCGUCCACCACCUGGCACUCAAGGAUGACGUGAGGCAUAAGGUUCAUCUGAACACCUUUGGGUUCUUCAAGGAUGGGUACAUGGUGGUUAACGUCAGCAGCCUGUCAGUGAAGGAGCCUGAAGGAGAGAAGGAUACCACUGUUGGAUUCAGCCUAGACCGUACAAAGAAUGAUGGUUUUUCUUCUUACCUGGAUGAAGAUGUGAAUUACUGUAUUUUAAAGAAAGAAUCUGCCUCUGUCACUCUUCUAAUCCUAGACAUCUCCAGAAGUGAAGUAAGAAUAAAGUCUCCACCAGAAGCUGGUACCCAGUUACCAAAGAUCAUCUUCAGCAAGGAUGAGAAAGUCCUUGGUCAGAGCCAGCAGCCCGAUGUUAUUCCUGUUGCAGCAGGCAACCAGACUCAGAAAAAACAAGAUAGUGGAAAGUCUAAAAGAAGUACGGUGGAUCCAAAGGCAAUGGGAGAGAAAUCCUUUUCUAUUCAUAAUAAUGAUGGGGCAGUUUCAUUUCAGUUUUUCUUUAACAUCAGCACUGAUGACCAAGAAGGCCUGUACAGUCUUUAUUUUCAUAAAUGCCGUGGAAAGGACUUGCGGCCUGGUGACAAGUUUUCAUUCAGCCUUGAUAUUGAUAUCACAGAGAAGAAUCCUGACAGCUACCUCUCAGCGGGAGAAAUUCCUCUCCCCAAAUUGUACAUUUCUAUGGCAUUUUUCUUCUUCCUUUCUGGGACCAUCUGGAUUCACAUCCUUCGAAAACGACGGAAUGAUGUAUUUAAAAUUCACUGGUUGAUGGCGGCUCUUCCUUUCACCAAGUCUCUUUCCUUGGUGUUCCAUGCAAUCGACUACCACUACAUCUCCUCCCAGGGCUUUCCUAUCGAAGGUUGGGCUGUUGUGUACUACAUAACUCACCUUUUGAAAGGGGCACUACUGUUCAUCACCAUCGCACUCAUCGGCACUGGCUGGGCUUUCAUUAAACACAUCCUUUCUGAUAAAGACAAGAAGAUCUUCAUGAUUGUCAUCCCACUUCAGGUCCUGGCAAAUGUAGCCUACAUCAUCAUAGAGUCCACUGAGGAGGGCACCACCGAGUAUGGCUUGUGGAAGGACUCUCUGUUUCUGGUUGACCUGCUGUGCUGUGGAGCCAUCCUCUUCCCAGUGGUGUGGUCAAUCAGACAUUUACAAGAAGCGUCAGCAACAGAUGGAAAAGCUGCUAUUAACUUAGCAAAGCUGAAACUUUUCAGACAUUAUUACGUCUUGAUUGUGUGUUACAUAUACUUCACCAGGAUUAUUGCAUUUCUCCUCAAACUUGCUGUUCCAUUCCAGUGGAAGUGGCUCUACCAGCUCCUGGAUGAAAUGGCCACGCUGGUAUUCUUUGUUCUAACGGGGUAUAAAUUCCGUCCAGCUUCAGAUAACCCCUACCUGCAACUUUCUCAGGAAGAAGAUGACUUGGAAAUGGAAUCUGUAGUGACAACAUCAGGGGUGAUGGAGAACGUGAAGAAAGUCAAGAAGGUGACCAACGGCUCUGUGGAGCCCCAGGGUGACUGGGAAGGCGCCGUGUGAUGGAGCCGACUUUGAGGAUGGCGCACCGUCAAAGAAAACUUUUAAUUUAUUAAUAGUCCUAUUGGUGAGCAAGAGCAGUUCCUGACAGUGAACUAUUGGCACCUCCCGACAGUGCCACCACAGAGCACGUGGCUGGGAGCAAAGUGCCACAGAAACCUAACUUUGUACUCUCCUAUGGAAGCUGCAUCUGUGGCCGGUGACGGGCAGCUAGAAUUCUCCUGCAGGAUGGAGUCGCGGGGAGGGAGAGAGAGAGAGAGGGGGGAGGAAGAGAACAGGAAGAAUUUGGUCUUGAUUUAAA